GCAUUAAUUUCUAUAUCGAUUUUUAUAAAAUGUAGUUCUGUAAUGUAAAAAUCUUCAAUUCAUUUUCGACCUAAGCACUGAUUUCAAGAAUAAUCACAAUUAAAGCACGAGAAGAUUGCAGUAAAAUGUAUGACUAUACAGUCAUUUGAAGGUAUUUCAAGUCACUUACUACCCGCAUAGAAGACAUCUGCGUAUCUGCAUUGCACAGAGCGCCAUCCCUAUUUACGACACCUUUUAAAAUGAUCGUCGAAUUUGCUCCAUCUCAUUUAUAUAAUGCCGGUGCACCUAAUUCCCGCAGGUGGCAAGUGGGAGUGCUGCUUCACUUCCAGCAGCACCAUUUGAAGUCGGAAGCUGCAUGGUUUUCGCAUUUUUGCCACAAUCAGGAGGAAGCUCAUUAAAGCCAACAGCAACAACGGCAAUACUAGAAUAAGCUGAAAGUUUUCCAUGAGAGGAAAGCGGGCCGCAGGGGCAGGUGCGGGGAAAGUGCGGCGAAAGGGAGAGGAAAAGGGAAAGGCAAGGGAAAGCCGAAGCAAAUGAGCAUAGUCUGGCACAGCGUGUGGGCGUCUGUGGGUGCGUGCUGGGACGUGGCAAAUUGGGGCAGCAGAAACAUGAUAAGGUCUCAAAAUGUUACCACAAAAAUCCAUUGGGAAGUACACAACAUCUCCCAUUGUGGGCGGCGCGUUGGAAAGCAAACCGCAAUUAAAUUUGCAUUAGGCAAUAAAAACAAAGCGGAGAGGCCACUUGUUGUUGUGCUCAUUGUUGUCUCAGCAGCUAAUUACAAGAAUUUUGCAGGCGUCGUGCCGAGCGGGAUUAAAAAACAAUAGAUUUGCCGGGACUGUAGAUGCCUUUCAGGAGUGCCACAAACACAUGUACAUAAAAUAAAAACAAACACGAGCCGCGCUUACAAACAGAACACAAUUAAAGGAUAUUAUGUUGCUGCCAACAUGAGUGGAGAGUCAGCAAAAAAAUCGCCCCGAAAAUAAGCUAGCAGCAAUACCCACAAAAAUAAACUGCAGAAAAGGGAAAAGUUCAGAGCGGAAAACAAAGUAAGAAAAUCAUAAUGAUGAUGGAUUAACUGCUCCCAGUUGAGGCCGAUGUUGUGUGAGUGAGAACGCGAGAGUGUGGGAGGAGCAGCGGAAGUCGCAUCAGCAGCAGCAGCAACAUCAACACAGCAGCAACAUCGGCACAGCACCAACAUUGCAACAGCAGCAGCCAGCAACAUCAGCAGAAUCAGCAGAAUCAGCCACCACAUUAGCCCCGAUAAUUUAGAGCUUGCUGCCUGGCCUUGAGUUCGCUUCGACCCACUACUUUACUUCUAGCCCCCGAUUUCGCUCAAUCAGUCAAGCUGGCGUCGUUCAAGCAGAAAAAUAACAACAACUCCAUAAGCAAUUACAAUAACAAUAUAAUGUGGAGUAGUACUAUAUCGCCAACCAACUCUAAGAAACUAUUGAUCGGGAGCACACGAAGCGUUGAUUAUGUCGGUGAAAGUGCGAGGACAGCAGCAGGCAAUAUCAAAACAGGAGCAGCAGCAGCAGCAGCAGGAGCCAAAGGAUCAAAAGCCAAAGCCACCGCCAUCGCAGCCACAGCCGCAGCAGCGAACACAACCAAGAUCUCAAUUGAAAUGGAGCUUCACAUACAGAAUAAGUGCAUUUCGGCAUAGCGCAUCACUCUGGAGGGUGGUGCGGAGCCGCCAUGGCUGCAGGGCCCCCUUAAAGCCGCAUUUUUGGGGGCUACUGGGGUCGGCAAAACGAGCAUACUACAGCAAUUUUUCUACCAUGACUUUCCCAGCACUCAUCAGACGACAACACAUCGCAAGAUUUACAAAAACUGUCUGGUCUGCGACACCUGCAUACGUGAGCUGAUGGUACUGGACGUUCCACCCCAGAAGCGGUUUCCGGCUGACAACUUCGCCGAGUGGAACAACGGACAUCCGCUGGGGCUGCGAACGGUGCACGCCUACGUCCUGGUCUACGACAUGGGCAAUUUGGAAACAUUUCAGUACUGCCGCUCGAUGAGAGAUCAAAUCUUGGACAGUUUCAGUCAUCGUGAUUUUAGCAUAAUUGUGGUCGGCAAUAAAUUUGACAAUGUGACUGAGGCGCAGGCCAACUCGCAGGAGCUCAAGGAUAUUUCCACGCUGGUGCGCAAACAUUGGCGCUGCGGCUACGUCGAGUGCUCGGCGCAAUACAACUACAAAAUCGGCGACGUAUUCCGUGAGCUGAUGGGCUGCACCAGCACGGGAGGAGGCGGCGGCGGAGGAGGCGUGGCCGGGGUCGGUGGCCUGGUGGGCACUGAGUACUCACAAUCAACUAGGAAUAAAGGACGCUGUACAAUACUUUAGCAAAUGUUGCAUAAGUUUUUUAAACAGGAGCUCUGAUCUGGCGCACUAUGUCCGGAGGAUUCGGUGCGAGCAGCUGCUGCAGCCGGGGCGACGGGCGUACACGCAAUCCCCAGGGAGGAGCCUCAAAGACGACAUUGUUGCCCCUCGCCAGCGCUUGCAGUUGCAUAUUUUAACAUAUACUUUUAGUGGCCACACUCCACACUCCGCACUCCGUCUCCCGGGUAGCGAGUCCACACCACCUCCCUUUGUUUGCCAUUAUUACAACACUUUGCUGGCUGCUUUUAUGGGCGCUUUUUGCUGGGCUCAUUUGAAUGCGAUGGGCGAUGGGAGAUGGGGGACGGGACUGCCGAACGGAGGAUGUGUUGGCCGACGGCAAGGAGUCCCGAUUCCGAUCCCUGCUGACAACUUUUGUGCGUCCGCAUUUGCAAUUUAAUGCCAUAAGCGGGCAGGAAAAGCAGCUGCUAUGAAUAUGCAGCGAUAUCCGCAAGGGGCAGCAGCCAUUGCCAGCGAAAGUUCGAUUCCCUUGUGGUUAUUAUCAUCGUGGUGGUUAUCAUUUCUGUCGUGGAACGUAAAUAGGCAAUUAUCCCACCAUAAUUUACAAUACAUUUAAUGUACGAACGAACAACCUUGUUAGCGGUACCGAAAUCGUAUAGAACUUAAGUAGUCAACCUAAGCUAUACACAUAUACUUAAACACACUUUAACGUUGUGAUCAUUUCAAGAAUUAGUUCUUAAGGACACAGACAACUUCCGCAAUGUCAAGUCAAGUAAAGUCAAGUCUCCGAAACUGAAUUACCAGAAACACCUAGCUUAAGGACGACAUACGAGUAAGAGCAGUUUAAUAAAUAGCCGUAAGUGUUUGGAAGAGCGAAGGCGGUAAAAUCAAAUAGUUACAAUCAUGCCAUCAGUACGCCAGGUUAGCACUCAACACUGUCCGCUUCGAAGUAGUACAUUCUCUAAAACCAUAUGUAACUAUAGGUGACUGCAUCCGGGGCUCUUCAUGGGGCUCGUUGUUUCGUUGAAGUUGAAAAAGAAUCAAAGCAAUAGAGUUCACAAACACAGCAAAUGAUUGUCGUUAUACCAAAUUGAAACCCAGAUAGUUAUUCAUUUUCGUCGUGAAGGAGCCGUGAUCAAGAAGCCUUAAGAACCAGAGCAAAUAUUUCAUACCUUAGACUAAACUAAGAUUACAACUUGAUUGAAGCGCACAAAAGACGACGAUUGUGUUAUUACGAUGUACUCGACAUAGUUAGGCCGUAGGUUAGAGGUUUUGGGUUCUGUGUCGCAGAGCACUGAUACCACACUCACCUGGCCGAUGUGUAAGUCAGGAUCUACUGCCCCAUCCGCCGGGCAUCGCCAUGUUAAUUGUAUUCUGCGCUGACCCACGAAACACAUACAUACCAUACCGAUCUCUUUCUUUACCUCAACAAAAGAACUCAAACUACUCAAAAGAAAAGCAAUCAAGGCUGACUUUGUACAUAGAGAUUUCAAAGGAAGAACUUUGCGAAAAGCUAUGGAACCGACUUUUACAGCAAUAUAAGUAAGCUCUAACUGAUAUUCAAGGUAAACAACUGGGCGCACUGCCACCCACUGGUUCCACUCCCAGUUGAGUGUUCGGCUAGGCUCUAUAAAUAGAUAAGAUACCAAAUAAAUUCGAAACAAUUUUUUGAACUUAUUUCAAGUUAGCCAAGGCAAGAUCGAUAAUAAUACAAGAAGUAAACCAUUAUUGUUAUACGUAAUGUUAAUUAAAUACAUAUUUGGCGGCUUUGAUAAAGGACAUAUACCCCUAAAACAUUAACGGUAAUAGCAGCCUGCAUUGCUUACUUGUUCAACUAUCCAACCCGGGAUUUUCAACACUCUGAUCCCAACUUGGGAAAUGUGUUCAUAAAGUGUCACUUUCCAAACUGAAACACCCGCAAGUAAGCAACUGAAAGGCUCUGUAAUAGACAUACUUAUGGAACAUGCCUAUAUAUACACAUGCAUAUAUAAAUGUAACGAUAAUCUUACGAGUUUGGUUCAGGUUUUCGUCUUUGAUUUUCAACAUUUACGGAUUCGUCAAAAUGGCUGUUAAUUUUUGGAAAAUAAAAAGAUAACGCAAACAGUUAAAGGGAGUUAAACCAAAUAGAACAAACGCAACAAGGAAAAUUGUUGAGUUAUUUACAUUUAAGCAACGCGUUGCCUGCGACAGUUUGAGGGGAAAUAGGUGUAGCCAAAUAACAAUUAAACUCUAAAACUCAAAUAUGUAUAAACGAAUCAAAUGCUUCAGCCGCUUGUUGUUUGUUCAAACCAUUCAAACGUAAUUAAUUUUAAGCAAAGCCGCUACGUUUAGAUAAGUAUUACCGAGUGCAUAAGGCACUCAUGAUCUCUGUUAUUUUUUUUAUAAUAAAAGGCAGGUCGCCCAUGCAAAGUAGACGCAAAUUGUUAAUUGGACAGGAGCUAGCCACAGAGUAGCAGAAGCAACGCACCGAAAAUAAAUGUUAAGCAAUUGAAUAUAAAGUGUCGGCCGGAAGCGGAAGCAAACAAAUAUCCGUGGCCAGCCCGUUAGCAAAGUAGAGAACGUUUUUGGAAAAUGCGCACAGUCGCAAAAAAAACAAAAUAAAGUGAUAUAUAAAAGUAAA
Molecule: messenger RNA, 4952 nt
Organism: Drosophila biarmipes
Lineage: Eukaryota; Metazoa; Arthropoda; Insecta; Diptera; Drosophilidae
Product: ras-like protein family member 10B
Exons: 7
Molecular function (GO): GTP binding; GTPase activity
Source: RefSeq, a predicted model, not a curated record